GGCGCCCAAUGCCCGUCGCCCCGCUGGAUGACGUCAUCCCCCUCCGCCUCCUCCGACGGUCAGUGCCGCGGGGGCUGCCGGGGGCGCACCGUGCGCCGAGUGCGUCUGCGCGAGCCGUCUCGAGGCUGGAACCGCGUAGCUGCUGCGGGCUUGGAAAGAGUGUCUUGGAAUAGUCCGCUGACAGGUACAGGCGGCCUUCUGGAAUUGUGUUAAGGGCUAGGACGCGACACCCCCUGCGUCUUUAAGGGCUUCAGACUUGGCUUCUGCGGCCGGCUGGACUCGCUGCUCGUAGGCCCGGACCCUUCCCACUGCUGAACCAACGGGAACGCGGUACCUCCGUGAAUCUGCCAAUAGAGAGCGCUCGGCCGUGGGCAGGCGGGGCCUCUGAGUCUUCCAGCAUCUGGAGCCCAGCACCUGACCCUGGCUGUCCUGGAACUCACUCUGUAGUCCAGGCUGGCCUCGAACUCAGAGAUGCCUCCCCAGUGCUGGUAUUAAAGGUGUACACCACCACUGCUGGGCCUGGCCUGCAUCUUUAUGAAGAAUGGUAGACUGAAUGGGCAGACUUCAGCUGUAAGUAAUGAAUGGAACAGAUACUUUGUCUGUUGAGUGAGACUGAUGCAGUUCUGUGUGCAGGAGCUCAGAGUCCAUCAGGAGCAGGCCAUCUUUGAGCUGUAUCUGUCUUGGCUCUGAUUGCUUGCUCUGUGGAAAGCCCUUUUAGGGCACCCUCUUCAUUUAAGCACCUGCCAUCUACCCCAUGAGUCACCUUGAGAAACAUGCCACCACCAGGAACAGAACCCACACCAAGCCUAGUGACUCAGAGUCUCCCACCCAUCCAGAACAAGGAAGAGACAGUCUCAUGUGGGCCAGUCUGACCUUGGACUCUGUAGCCCUGGAUGCUGUUGAACUCCUGACCCUUCUUGCCUCUGUCUUCCCAAUGCUGGGAUUGCAGAAGUACCAGAUGCCUGAUCCUGCCCUUGGAGGAGCUUCCCUAAGCACAAAGCUGGCAGCUGGUGCUUUCCUCAUCAGGAAACUUCUGCCCUCUGCUGGUCGAGACAGGGGAAACAGCUCAGUGCCACCUUGAAAUCCUGGAAGAGACCAAGGACGAAGUUUCCUUUAUGAAGCAGAUUUAAGCGUCAGCUUGCUCAGGUCGUUUCUCCAUUGCCUGUCUUCGGAUUCAUCACCACUAUGCGUCAUGCUUCAGGUUUAGGUCAUGCUGGAAAAAUGUCAGAUGAAUUUUUGUUGGCAUAUGUGCUACCUGAACAGUCCCCUGCCAGAACCUCUGUUGUGAGCAACAUAAAAGCUGGCCCAGCUCCUCGAGGCUGGCUAGGCUCCGGCCCUCGGAGUAACCUGAGUGUUCCACCAGCUGUGCUGUCUGGACUCCCACUGAGCGCAGCACCCUCUGCUUUGCCUUUUCGACCAGCACCAACAGGAAUAUAUCCCUCCAUUCCUCCAACUGGACCACCACCAGGAACCCCAGCAUCCUUUCUUCCUCAUGGACCAUCAUGUCCCCAACCUAGUGGUCCUUAUCCAGCCCCUGCUAUACGUGGCCCUGGGCCCACAGGGCCAUAUGCUACACCAAAUAUGCCCUUUCCAGAGCUACCUAAGCCGUAUGGUGCACCCAUAGAUCCAGCUGCAGCUGGUUCUUUAGGUCCACGGGGAUCUAUGUCUUCUGGACUUUGGGCACCAGGAUUGGGAGGGCAGCAUCCUACUAUACCAUAUCCAUCUCCAGGGUCGCAUCCCACUGCUCUUCCUCCAGUGUCAGGAGCACUGCCUGUUCCAUGGGGUACUGUGCCACCGGAAGCCUGGGGACCACCCACACCAUAUACUGCCCCUGCAGGAUCAUUUCCCAUACCAGGACCCCGUUCUACUCCAAAUAAUCCAUACCAAGUACCUUCAGGACCUUCUGAUACUCCGCCAGUGCCUGGUGGCCCUGAUAAAGCGAGUGACGUGCCUGGUAGCUCUUCCCGUCCUGAGACAUCCAACCAGGAGAGCACCCCAGAGACCGCUGGACAAACGAAGCAACCGAAGGUAGAUGACAAACUCAUCAAGAGGAGGCGUCCUAAGAAGAAGAGUAAGCCAGUGACUUGGGGAGACAUCAAGACUUUAACUCAUGAAGCCGAGACCUUGGGGAAACAACAAGGACACAAUACUACUGACCCAAAAAUGAUGCUGUUAUGUUUAAUGACUAUAUUACAUGUUAAUUCUCAGCGUAGCAAUGCAGAAUCAAAGUGAUUUUUGUCAGGGGGGAUAAAAGGCACACCUGUAAUACCUGUAAUAAACAGUAUGAUGUUGUUUUGCCAAAACAAAAACAAAAACCAAAAAAACAAAAGCCAAACAAAACAAAACACUACCACCAGUCAA
This is a messenger RNA of Myodes glareolus (Bank vole), 2361 nucleotides long. Its product is annotated as MAPK-interacting and spindle-stabilizing protein-like. The record is from RefSeq and is a predicted model, not a curated record. NCBI's taxonomy places the organism in Eukaryota, Metazoa, Chordata, Mammalia, Rodentia, Cricetidae.